GCUCUUUUUUCCUCUGGACUUUCUCUUCCCCUCCAUCCUUUCCUCUGACACCCAUUACAAUCACGCAAACGACCAGACCAGGCGAUUGUUCACCUCGAAUCAAACAAACAGCAGAAGCACCAAACCGAUCCACGCAAGAUAUGCUGUCACCAUUGACGGCCCCUCUUCCGACUGUCCAUCUUCCUUAUCGCGUCUCCCUUUCGAACUAACCCCACCGCUUCUGUCGCGCCCAUCAACAAACCAACCCCCUCUGUGCCAAUCCCCCUGCCGGCUAGAUCUUUUCGAGGAAUGUACCGACGGGGUCUGUGAGAAAACUAUCAUAAUCACAAAUCAAAGAGUCACAAUGGCCGUCGAGAGCUCCGAUAAAAUUCCAACUCAUGUCCAUUCGGACUCGACACAUACGGUGUCGCAUGACACCGAUUCCAUGGUGACCGUACCGUUGACUUCCAACUCAGAAGACACACAACCCGACUGGCGGACGCUAGACAUUCCUCCCACCCCGAUCGACGUGACUACGCCAACAAGCGAGAACUCAAGCGACGAAGAGACUGACGCAAGGACCACACCAACCCAAGACCCACAGAUAUUCGAGCUACAGCCAGUCGCAUAUCGCGAUGAAACCAGCUCGACUCGAUCCCGCAGGAGUGGGGAACAUGAUCGACAAGAUGAUGCGGUAGACUGGGAGGAACUCGAGAAGUCGGAAGAGCAGGAGCCUCGUUGUGAGGGAUCAGACGAGUCAACCGCGCUUCUAUUGGCACGCCUUGAACAGGAAAACAAUGCGUUGGCGACCAAUCCCAAGUCGGGCUUGCCGAAAAAGUCCCACGCCCAGCAAGUGACACAAAGGCAGUCCCGAUCUCAGUCUUUGCAUCAAAUUAAGCGCCUGAUAGACGAGGAUCCCCGGUCAUCUCUCCGAUACUCGCAAUUACCUCCCCCGCCUAUGACCGAGUUGGAAUUCUGGGCAGCCCUGGUCGCAGACUAUCCUCAAACAGCUCAGCGGCUCCCGACAUUGACUUCGAACAAGAUUAGAAGUGGUGUCCCGCCUCCCCUGCGUGGUGUCGUGUGGCCCAGCUUGGCAGGAGCCCGAGACUCGACAUUGCUAUAUGAAUACCAGAGACUAUGUGGCGAAACAAGUCCGUAUGAAGGUCUGAUCGGCAAGGAUAUAGGGCGUAGUUUCCCCAACGUGGAGAUGUUCCGUGACCCCAAUGGUGAAGGACAACAGAUGCUUGGUCGAGUACUGAAAUGUUUCAGUCUCUACGACACGAAGAUCGGCUACUGUCAAGGAUUAGGCUUUGUCGUUGGUCCCUUGCUUAUGCAUAUGACGGAUGCAGAAGCAUUCUGCGUGCUUGUGCGGUUAAUGGACCAUUAUGACCUGCGAACUUGCUACCUCCCGGACCUUUCGGGCCUCCAUCUUCGGGUCUAUCAAUUCCAGAACCUAUUGUCCCGUUUACGGCCAGGCUUAUUCGCACACCUUGAGGCACUCAAUGUGGAGCCGGUUUAUGUCUCACAGUGGUUUCUAUCGUUCUUUGCCGUCGCUUGUCCGCUCCCAAUGCUUCUUCGUAUCUACGAUGUGAUCUUCCUUGAAGGAGCCUGCGAGACUUUGAUGCGUGUUGCUCUUUCUUUGAUGACGCGGAACGAAAAGAAGAUCAUGGCUUGUGCCGAAUUUGAGGACGUCAUGCAGCUUUUGUUGUCAAGAAGUCUUUGGGACACAUACGCUUGUCAUGCGGACGAAUUUGUCAACGAUUUUGUCUCCCUCACAUCGCUUGUUACGAAGGAGAGUCUCCAAGCUUUGGAGGCCAGCUAUAAUCAGUCCCAGGGUGUGCCGACCGGUAUCUCUUUCCCCCAGAUGCAAGCCACAGCCUCACGAUUCCUUGGGCGGCUUUGGGCCGGUUCCUCCCACAACUCCACCAAGUCGGUUAAUCUCAACCCUAACGCCGCUAGCGCGGCUAUCCGGCGAUCGGCGUCUAAACAAAGCAUGACCUCCACACUCAACUCGGUUGAGUCGAUAUCCGACGCUAGCACUGCACCGACAGAGCUAUCGACGGACGCGCCGAAGCCGCGUGCGAAAUCUGCAAUGUCGCAACACAAGGACCGCGACCUUCACACGCAGAUUGAGGAUCUGUUAAUGGCCCUUAGUGAUCUGCAACGACAACAUGCGGAUCUGACGCGCGAAUUGCAGCAGGAGCGUGAGGAGCGUGAGGAAGACCAAGCGCUGGCCAAGUCAAUGUUGGAGUACAUCAAACGGACCAGCGAUGAGCCCCCAAUGGACUUGGUUCACAAAGCCGACGCACGCUUCGCCACGGUAGAAUCCGCGAAGCAUGUCCCAAUGGAUCAGACAAAGCAACAACUCCGGGAUGACCUCAAGCGUUGGAAGGAGAUGCAUGCGACAGAAGCCAGCCGAUGCUCAGGUCUCACACGACGAAUUGACGAGAUCGACAAAGAUAACUCGUCAUUGCGGGAACAGCUCCGAGAAGCGCGUGGCCGGAUCCAGGAUAGUUAUCGGGAGCGACAGCGCCUGGAACGCAUGGUACGCGAGCUGCGCACCGUCAAAACUCGUACCUCGGAUACUCCACCAGAGUCCUAUGGAUCUCCUACGAGCGACACCAGCGAAGGAUACACGAGUACAGGUCUGCGAGAACUCAGAUUGGUGCGGACCAACUCGCAGAAGAGCCAGAAGAGUCAGCAAAGCACAUUUAACAAGCGGUCCAGUAGCCUGGGAUUGCAGUCAGUGCUGGCAACUGAGAACAACAAGCCAGCAGCGGAAGAAGCGUUGCUUCUGGAACUGGUGAACGCGAAGACUGCGGAAGCAGUGGCACGACAGGAACUCGAAGAAGUUAAGGGAAAGCUCGAUGCACUGCGCAAGGCGGUGUCGCGGAAUGGCCAACCGACGGAGGCCCGAAAUUCGUUCCUUGGACGAUCGUCCUCCAGCUUAGGUAUAGCCAAAGCACCCACGGAGCCGCCAAACGGAGGAGGGCUCUUCAGUGGUUGGGGACGACGAGCUGUUUCAACCAGCAAUGAGACAUUUGAUGGCCGAUAGUCCAGAGGAUGCAUGUACUAAUUUUCAAAGUACAGAGGGGCUCGGUCCGAAGUUGUAUCCUGAUGUGUACUUUUAUUGGAGUAAACAGGAUUCGGUGUUGGAUUGAUAUGAUAUCCGUGUAUAUGUAUACCUGCAUAGCUAGAUCAUAGUCCU
Molecule: messenger RNA, 3187 nt
Organism: Aspergillus homomorphus CBS 101889
Lineage: Eukaryota; Fungi; Ascomycota; Eurotiomycetes; Eurotiales; Aspergillaceae
Product: putative GTPase activating protein (Evi5)
Exons: 4
Coding region: 344-3034 (896 amino acids)
Source: RefSeq, a predicted model, not a curated record